Maniola jurtina (meadow brown) is the source of this 607-nucleotide messenger RNA. RefSeq names its product ubiquitin-60S ribosomal protein L40 (gene RpL40). Gene Ontology annotation, cellular component: nucleus; ribosome; cytoplasm. The coding region runs from base 148 to 537 and encodes 129 amino acids. Gene Ontology annotation, biological process: protein ubiquitination; translation; modification-dependent protein catabolic process. Gene Ontology annotation, molecular function: structural constituent of ribosome; protein tag activity; ubiquitin protein ligase binding. The transcript is spliced from 3 exons. The record is from RefSeq and is a predicted model, not a curated record. NCBI's taxonomy places the organism in Eukaryota, Metazoa, Arthropoda, Insecta, Lepidoptera, Nymphalidae.
UUUAGGAUGAACUGCUACAGAAACUAGGGUAAAGCAAAAUCGCAAGUGAAAACACUGUUUUGUUGACUUGUGUCUUUGACAUAAAAAGUUAUUUUUUCUUUUGUACAAGGCUGAUAUUUCAACGAGCACAUUUUGGGAAGCCUCAAAAUGCAGAUUUUUGUGAAAACCCUCACGGGCAAGACCAUAACUCUCGAAGUGGAAGCUUCGGAUACCAUCGAAAAUGUGAAGGCUAAGAUUCAGGAUAAGGAAGGUAUCCCACCAGACCAGCAGCGACUGAUCUUUGCUGGAAAACAAUUGGAGGAUGGCCGCACCCUGUCUGACUAUAACAUUCAAAAGGAAUCUACCUUGCAUCUUGUCCUCAGACUUCGUGGAGGUACUAUUGAGCCAUCCCUUCGGAUCUUGGCCAUGAAAUACAACUGCGACAAGAUGAUCUGCCGCAAAUGCUAUGCACGUCUCCACCCUCGUGCCACCAACUGCCGCAAGACCAAGUGUGGACACACCAACAAUCUCCGCCCCAAGAAGAAGAUCAAGGAUUAAUUUCAUUUAUCCCGGGAAGCUCUAGCUUGAUUAAUGUUAUAAUUUAAAAUUAAACAAUAAAAAAUGUAAA